Messenger RNA from Henningerozyma blattae CBS 6284, 2826 nucleotides. It is a transcript of the gene CYK3, whose product is annotated as Cyk3p. NCBI's taxonomy places the organism in Eukaryota, Fungi, Ascomycota, Saccharomycetes, Saccharomycetales, Saccharomycetaceae. Bases 1 to 2826 code for a protein of 941 amino acids. The transcript has a single exon. Gene Ontology annotation, molecular function: protein binding. The record is from RefSeq and is a predicted model, not a curated record.
AUGACAAGUUUAGAGUUCGCCCCUUUAGCACCACCAUUCAAAGUUAAAGCCAAAUAUGGUUGGUCAGGUCAAGCAAAAGGCGAUCUAGGAUUUCUUGAGGGGGACGUAAUGGAGGUCACAAAGAUCACUGGUGAUUGGUAUUAUGGCCGUCUCUUAAGAAAUAGAAAAUGUUCGGGAUAUUUCCCCAAUAAUUUUGUUAAGAUAGUAGAAGAAAGGUUGAAUGAAACUUCUAAUACUUCUACACCAACAUCCUCUCAUCCUAAUAAAAAGAAGGACUCUAAAGUACCUAAACAGCAGGAGGCAUCAAAUAAGGUGGUAAUACCGCCCAUUCCUUCUAGAUCAGUGGAUCAUUCUUCUACUAGAAGUAGUAGAAAGCCUACAUCGGCCUCUACUACGAAUGAUCAUUCUUUAUAUACUAACGGUAAUAACUCUAUACCAAAUGUCACUACAAAUAGCGUUCGACCUACAGGUCCUAAAUACAAAUCUUCUAGUGCAAUGAAAACUGUUCAUAAUCAUUAUAAUUAUAGUAACUCAAAUGAUUUGCAAAACUUCUCUAAUAAUAAUGUAAAUUCAAAUAGAAUUCAUCAUUAUACAGACCGUCGUAAAAUGACUAGAACUCCAUUAAAUAUAAAGACAAAUUAUUCGGAUGAUUCAUUACCACCACUACCGCAAAUUCCAAAUUUUUCUUCAAGAUUUGAUGAUAAUAAUAAUAGUAAUAGACAUUACCCUUCACAUGCACCAAUUAAUCCAAUUCCGACGAAAUCUUAUUCCAUGAAUGAUAUUAGAACUUCUCGUUAUAGAGAUUCGGAUUAUUAUAGAGAUAAUCAACAAUUUUUUGAUGGAUAUCAACCAACUAAUAAAUCAAAUGAAAGCUUAGAAUCUAAUUCUUCAACUGGAAUCUUUUCAAACUCAAAAUAUAUGGAAAAUUCUUUAACAAGUAGUGAAAAUAGUUUUGCAUUAAUGAGCGAUUUUAGUGCUACAAGCGCAGGCUCCUUAGCAAGACAUAAAUAUGCUCAAUCCUUUGCUGACUCGUUAGAAAGAUCUCAAACAAGUAAUAAUAUGCUGUUAGACCUAUCGUUGAACACCACUUCUACUAAUAUUCCUUCAAAUAGUUCUUCGAGUAAAAUGGGUGGUUUAUUAAGCAAAUUUUUACCAAAAAGUAAUAAUAACAAUAAUGCUUCUAAUAAUAACAAUGGCGAUAAUUCAUUACCAGGUACACCAGUUACACCAGUAGGUGAUUAUCCAAGAUUACCAGAUUUAAGGAAUUUAAAUAUUUCUCAAACUCAUAAUGAGGCUAGAGACUGGUUGAAUGUUAAAUCUCAAGUUAAUAGAUCGAGAACUUUAACAAAGUAUGAAAAGCAUCCAAGAUACAUGAGAGUCUUAGAACAAAACAGAGAUUUGGUAUUACAUCCUCAAGAUGCCAUUUAUAAUGAUUUAAAUACAAAUGAAGUAAAAGGUAAUGAUAUUAUCCCAGGCCAAUUGACUUUAGAUUUAUUAGAAAUGAAUGUUGAUUAUGUUGAUAAGAUGACUAGGAAAAGAUGUAUCAAGGAUGGUGCUAUGCGAAUUGAUAAUUGGUCUCAAACUACUUUCUCGGCCAGAUAUCCUACUGUUUUAGAAAAAUUAAGAGGUAUUUACAUCUUUUGUACAGAAAUGUUUGAAUUAAUUGAUGAUAAUGGUGUGACAAAUUUUACUCAAGAACCUCCAAAUUUAGAUCAAACUCUACAUAAGAGAUAUUGUACACCGUAUGAAUUGACUUGGUUAUUCAAAAAAUUAUCAAACUCAUUAGGUAUUACAUGUGAAAUUGUUAUUGGGUUUUUAAAAACCCCUACUGCAAAUAAUUGGGAAUUUAAAUAUAAUCAUUGUUGGUUAAGAGUCUUAGUUAAUAAAGAAUGGAGAUUCAUUGACGUAAUUUUAGGUAAUAUAAGUAAUCCGAUUCAUGAAUUUGUUAAUAAUAAAAAAAGAAUUAGAGCAGAUGAUUCAUAUUUUAUGGUAGAACCUUUGGAUUUUAUUUAUACUCAUAUUCCACCAAGAGAAUUCGAGCAGCAUAUUGUUCCAAGCGUAGAUCCAUUAUCAGCCAUUUACCUACCCUUGGUUUUCCCAACUUUCUUCCAAAACAAUAUUAAAUUGUAUAAAUUUAGUACCGCUUUAUCGUUUUUAGAAGAUUCUGAAGUUUAUGAAUGCUCUUUAGAGAUUCCAAGCGAUAUCGAAGUAUUUUCAUCGGUUGUGGUUAAGACAGAUAAUCAAGAAAAAGAAAUAGAAUGUGGUAAGAAGGAAUUAGCUUUGACUCAAAUUAGGAGAAAUAAAGCUGAAAGUGGUAGAAGAAUAGUUGUUAUAAAAGCUAUAUUACCACCAGGAAUUACAGAGGGUAUGUUAUAUAUUCAUUCUGGUCUAAGAGGCUCUCAGACGACUGUUGCUAAUAUACAUCCUUUAUCAAUGAUUAUUCCAUUAUAUCAUAAGGGAGAAGAUAUGAAUUUCGAAUUUGUGGUAAGAAAACCGUGUGAAAGUGUUCGUAGAAUUGAAACUUAUAUUGUUGAACCGCAAAAUCGCUAUAUAUAUACAAAUAAUGAUUAUAAUUUUGAAGUGAUCCAGCAUCCAUACGACGGAAUCUUAUAUGAUGAAAGUUCCAUAAAUACAAAUAGAAAACAAUCAAUGAUAAUAAAAUCUCCUUCAGGUAAAACUUAUGAGAUGUUAAAGAAUGAUCCUCAUUUUCCAUUUGGCACAUGGAAAGUAAAUAUUAAAAUAAAAGAAGCAGGCAUUUGGACAGCUUCUGUGGCUGCAGAUUCGGGUACAGGUUAUUGCGAAUUUGCCGAAUGGCUUUGUGUAUGA